UUUCAACCAAUGAAAUCUGUCGUCGUUGCAAGUUGUUUACUGUUUAGGAUUACAAAUUUUACACUACUAUUAGAUAUAGAAUCUAGAUCUAGGUCUAUGACUUUAUUUGUUAUUUUCUUCCCGACAGGCUCCAGAUCUUACUUAGCAGUCUUACUGCUUGACAGUCACAGUAUCUACUGAUUAUCUAGAAAUCAGACAGUCUGUCAACUAGAGACUGAAGCUGAUUAGAAGAUUCUGCAACAAUAGGUCCAUCAUAAGCGUAACGCAGUUCCAUUCUUGCUUUAGUUUUAGCCCUCAAUCUGGAUAUAUUGCAGAUUGUUCUUGUGGAUCUUAAAUUGUUUGAAAAUAAACAUAUUUGUGCAUGUCAUUGUAAGCAUAAUACAUAGGCAUGAAAAGGAUAUGCUGAGCAGUAGUUGCACGCACACAUCCCUGUUUGACACCUGUAAUGGAUGUUUGUACCAUGGAGUUUACAGAUAGUGAAAUACGUGAAGAACUAGCACGCCUUGGUUACAGAGAUGUGCCAGACAAUAAACUGGCAGAAUUUAAAAAAGAUCUUAUGAAGCUUAUAACUGCAGAAAAAAGCAAGAGCAACUCUCUAAACGGUAGUGCUGAAGUGGAUUACUUUCACUCAAAACCUGACUCAGAAUAUCAUGUGAUUAGUGAAGACUACAGUCAUCCAAGCAAAGGGAAAACAUAUACAUUCAAUGAGCCUGUGGAUGGAUACAGAGAAAACUGGCACUACAGAGGACUUGAUGAAGACACAGAGGAUUCUCCUGAUUACAGCUACAACAAAGCAACUAGAGCGCCAGGAUCCUACAGCCUAUAUGAAAUGCCAGAUAGUUCCAGAAGUGACAACAUUUACUGUCCUAACUAUGACAAUGUCAACAACAGUGUUCAUGAUGACGCUUUCUUGGAGACAGGGUUUGAAACAAAACAUUUGAAAAGAAAAACAAGCAGAAAAACAUCAAAUGGUAAAAGCAGUCAAGUGGUUGAUAAGUCUUCAAAUGCAUGUGAUAUGGCUGAUCUGUAUGCUCUUUAUGAAAGAGUUAAAAACAUGGCCAUCAGAGACUGUGAGUGUGGACAAACUGUUUCAGCUGCUUCUGAGUCUUCAUAUUGCAUGAGGGGACCCAAGAAAAAAACUUCAAUAAUUAAAAUUGGAGAACCUCCCCACACCAGAAAUUUAGUUCGGAUUGUCCCCUUUAAGCGUCACCAGAUGUAUCAAAGGUUGUGGAAACUACAGCCUGCUAUUGGUGAUGAUGUCAGAUAUCACACUAGGAAAACAGUGCAUGCUAAGAUGCUUAAAAGGGAGGACAUCAAAAUGUUUCAUAAAGUGUUUGUGCCUAACCCUUAUGUUGUGCCAACAGACAAGCCACGUUAUAAUUUACGAUGGAAAGUGCGCAAGGCGAAUGCCCUCUAUGAAAUGCCGCCACAUGGAUUUUAUCAUGAAGUGUAAAUUCAGUGGAACUUUGGUUUUCAAUAUUGAGAAAAUCUUAAAAAGAAAACAAAAAUAUAUUUUAUUGAAAUUCCAUCAAGUUCAUGACUCUUUUUUUAAACAUUAAAAUCAUAUAUUUCAUGAAAAAAAUAAGUAUUAAAAGAUAUAGAAUUAUUUCAUAAAAUUAUAUUCUUUUAUGUUAUUAUUUGUAAAAGGAAUGUGUAUUUUCUUUUAAAGAAAGAAUGUUUAUAAAGGAAACAUCUGAAGUUGUGAACAUUUAAUGUUACUUUUAGAAGUGUGACAUUCAAACAAAGAGAGAUGGUAGUUAUUGAAAAUUGCUUCUAUAACAUUUCAUCAUAAUAAAGACAAGUUACAAAGUU
Molecule: messenger RNA, 1812 nt
Organism: Biomphalaria glabrata
Lineage: Eukaryota; Metazoa; Mollusca; Gastropoda; Planorbidae
Product: centriolar and ciliogenesis-associated protein HYLS1-like
Exons: 11
Coding region: 446-1453 (335 amino acids)
Biological process (GO): cilium assembly
Cellular component (GO): non-motile cilium; centriole
Source: RefSeq, a predicted model, not a curated record